AUGAGGCUGCUGCGCGCCCUGCUGCGCGGCGCCUCCGCGGGCAGCGCCUCCGCGGGCAGCAUUCCGCAGCAGGUGGACUUCUACUCGCGCUUCUCCCCCUCGCCGCUCUCCAUGAAGCAGUUCCUGGACUUCGGAUCUGAAAAUGCUUGUGAAAAGACUUCAUUUAUGUUUCUACGACAAGAGUUGCCCGUGAGAUUGGCAAACAUAAUGAAGGAAAUAAGCCUGCUUCCAGACAACCUUCUAAGAACACCUUCAGUUCAGCUGGUGCAGAGCUGGUAUGUCCAAAGUCUUCAAGAGAUCCUUGACUUCAAGGACAAAAGUUCAGAAGAUUCAGGAGCUAUUAAUAGUUUUACAGAUACUGUGAUAAAAAUCCGGAAUCGACACAAUGACGUAAUUCCUACAAUGGCUCAGGGAGUAAUAGAGUACAAGGAAAGCUUUGGCAUUGAUCCAGUGACCUCACAGAAUGUGCAGUACUUCUUAGACCGUUUCUACAUGAGUCGCAUUUCAAUUAGAAUGCUCCUUAAUCAACACUCUCUGCUGUUUGGUGGGAAAAUUAAUCCAGCUCAUCCAAAACACAUUGGAAGCAUUGAUCCUAGCUGCAAUGUGGUUGAAGUUAUUAGAGAUGGCUAUGAAAGUGCCAAGAGACUUUGUGAUUUAUAUUACAUGAGCUCUCCAGAACUCAUCCUUGAAGAGUUGAAUGCUAAAUCCCCAGGGCAGCCCAUGCAAGUGGUAUAUGUGCCGUCACAUCUCUAUCACAUGGUUUUUGAACUUUUCAAGAAUGCAAUGAGAGCCACCAUGGAACAUAAUGCUGAUCGAUGCAUUUAUCCUCCAAUUCAAGUACACAUCACGUUGGGAACUGAGGAUUUAACUGUGAAGAUGAGUGAUCGUGGGGGAGGUGUUCCUAUGAGGAAAAUUGACAGACUGUUCAACUACAUGUAUUCAACAGCACCACGUCCACGUGUUGAGACGUCACGAGCUACACCUUUGGCUGGAUUUGGUUAUGGCUUACCCAUAUCACGCCUGUAUGCACAGUACUUCCAAGGAGACCUCAAACUGUAUUCCUUAGAAGGCUAUGGUACAGAUGCUGUUAUUUACAUAAAGGCCUUAUCAACAGAAUCAAUUGAAAGACUCCCUGUAUAUAACAAAGCAGCCUGGAAACAUUAUAAAGCAAACCACGAAGCAGAUGACUGGUGUGUGCCAAGCAGUGAGCCAAAGGACAUGACCACGUUUCGCAGUAUAUAGCUUUUUCCUCAACAGUUCAUAAGAAGUAGGUAUGUCUUGAAGGGGAAUUUAGAAGACCUCUUUUACACCAAGAUGCUGAACCACAUUUGAUAGGUGAAAAGAAUUUUAAGUGCAGUAACAGAAAUUUUAAUGUAAUUGCCCUUUCCUGGAAUCAAACAAACAAACAAAAAAACCACAACAAAAAAACCUAACAAAACCCAAGGGAAACCCCAAACCUGUACAUACUUUUAAAUUUUAGGUGAGAAGAUCACACUUAAUUUGCUCCACUUGCUGUUUGUGACUACUUUCAGUAACUAAAUUAAAGGAGAUGUAAUUUUGGGUUUUAAAGAAACCAAUGCAAUCUAUUGCAUAUCUGGUGAGAAAUCUAUUAAUUUGUAUCAUUACAAAAUUGUUUUAACAGGGAAAAAAAAAAAAAUGGGGAAAGCUCACCAGAGCAUUUUUUCACUAUAUGAUAUUAGAGAUUAAUUAAAAACUCAAGUAAGACAUACUGAGCUCAUUGCUCUACCUUUGCCAUCUCCACAGCACAUUCUGUUCUUUUAUCUUAAGCAUGCUGGAGCCUAAUUUUGUAAAGUUAGGUAUGUUGCCUACAUCAAGUUUCUUUGUGGCUGUAGAAAUAACAAUUAGGUCUGUAGGCAUAAAAAAACCCCAACAAACCCAAUCAGUUCUAGCUGCUACCACUAAUAUAAUGCAUCUCAGGUAUGUGGUAUCAGUCAUGUUUCUUUGGUUGUAAUGUGAAUAUUUAAUACAUGUGAAAAACUUACCUUGCCAUGAUAAUUGUGAACUAGCAAAUAGUGCUGGCUUGUGUACAGUAAACAUAUGCUGUCUUUCAUUUGCUUGUAUUUCUGUAGGUAAUACCAAAACACAGUAUCAAUGUUCUAGCCCUAGUAAGAUCUCAAACCCUGGGGUAUGUCAGGUUACAGCUAUAAAUGGAAAGUAUUUUAAUAAACAGAUUUUUAAAACUUGCCCUUAGUAGGGCAUCUCUGUUACUUUGACAACAGAAACGAUCUUCUCAGGAGUAUUUAACAGUUUUUGAAAACACCUUUGUAUCUGUGAUGUAUUUCUGGCCUCAUUUAUGCAGUAACUGGAAAGUCACACUUUAACAUAAAUAAGGUAAGCAGAAUGUGUUUGUCAGCCAGAGAGAAACUGUCAAAACAUAGUAGGGAAGAUAGAGAGGAGAAUGAGUAUUAAAUUUCAGGUACAAAGUCCUUAUUUUAAUAAAGGAUUCAGCUUCUUUAACGCCUUUUGUGCCAGCUUUGUUGAAAUCAUUGCACCUUGAUCCUUGUCAUUCCUGAACAUUUUAGGAGUGAUGUAGUUAAAGACAUUUUCUCAGUUAAUUCUUUGCUUGUAAUUCUGUGAUUUUUGUUCUGCAGCAAACAUGCAUAAUCCCUCUCGGAAAAAAUAAGCCUAAAUCUUGCUAGUUUCCUAGUUCUGCACAGAGCAGGUGGUGAGAUACCACAAGGGAACAGCUUCCAGUUAGAAACUGAAGUCACACUCUUCUAGUUGUUGCUGAGCCAGAUUAAAGAUUAUCAUCUGCUACCUCCCUAGCCUAGUUCUGCAAAACAAGAAAAUGGUUUAUACCCUGGUCAAGCCUAUGCAGGUCACUUUAACAGGAGUGAUUUACAAAAUGGGCUCUAUAUGCAGUUAAAAUGACACUCUGAGGGAGGAUUAAUCUAGCUUAAUUGCCACCAGAACAGCACGGUUACCUGCUCCACUCAAGCUCGUGGGCGCUUUUAGAGGGCCCUAUUUUUCUUCUUUACAAGGAUGUGAGGAGGUGACUGGCAUGCCUUACAGUCUGCAUGGCUACGAUCUAUAGCUGAUCUUCACCCUGCAAGAGGAUAUAUGUGAGAAAUUCCACGUACUGUAAAAGUUAGAGGGAAUGCUUGCAGCUGUUGCUUUUGCUAAAUUUAAGCUUAAAGUUACAGCAAAGGAUUUAAAAAACUGUCAAUAUAAACAUUCUUGCUUUUAUGCUAAGUUUUAAAUGUUUAACUAACUUAACUGAUUUUAGUAACACCUGAGAACAAGAGACGCUUCCAAAGAAAAGUUAACACAGUAUAUUUUCUAGAAAGCCUAUUAAAGUAUUUCAUAUGGUAUUUUGGAAAUAAAACCUCUUGCAUGCUCUCAGCUAGAUACUGAUUGAAUUCUGAUUAGAACAACUUGCUGUGUAAUUGUAUUUUUAUCUAUCUCCUCACCUGCCACCCUGAGCGAUUGUGGUGAAAUAAGUGAUUUUCAAACAUAGUAAUAUUUUGGUUUACCAUGUUUAACCCUACUUACAAGUCUGGUAACUUUUGAUUUAAAUAGAAGUUCAGAAGAUCACUUUUGUGUGUUUAAUAUUUUCAUUACUUUACUGAAGCCAUUGCUAGCACACUGGUUAAGUUGAAGUCAAUCACUGUAGAAAAUUAGUAUACUAGCUCAGCUACCAAUUGCUGAGAUUAAUAGUUUUGUAUGCAAAUGAGAUCAGUCUUGCACUGUAAAAUUGAUCUUGGUUUGUGUUAACUUAUUUUUUCGAAAGAAUCACUACAUUUAUUCAUUAAAACCAUUUCAAAAAAAACAA
This is a messenger RNA of Apus apus (common swift), 3793 nucleotides long. RefSeq names its product pyruvate dehydrogenase kinase 1 (gene PDK1). The record is from RefSeq and is a predicted model, not a curated record. The transcript is spliced from 11 exons. The coding region runs from base 1 to 1242 and encodes 413 amino acids. NCBI's taxonomy places the organism in Eukaryota, Metazoa, Chordata, Aves, Apodiformes, Apodidae. Gene Ontology annotation, molecular function: pyruvate dehydrogenase (acetyl-transferring) kinase activity. Gene Ontology annotation, cellular component: mitochondrion. Gene Ontology annotation, biological process: protein phosphorylation; regulation of glucose metabolic process.